AUGGAAGUUAUAAGGCACAGAAAUAUAUCCGUGAACGGAAUAAAUAUGCACAUAGCCGAGAUCCCUGGUGACGGUCCACCGGUUCUUUUCCUUCAUGGUUUCCCGGAGCUCUGGUACUCGUGGCGCCACCAGAUGCUUUAUCUAUCCUCAUUGGGUUACCGAACAAUUGCCCCUGACCUUCGCGGCUUUGGAGACACUGAUGUCCCUCUUUUGGUUGCUGAGUACACUGUUUUUCACAUAAUCGGGGACUUGGUGUCUCUUCUCGACUCCCUUAGUCUGGACCAAGUCUUCCUUGUGGGCCAUGAUUGGGGUGCUGUUAUGGCUUGGCAGUUCUGUUUGCUAAGGCCUGAUCGUAUUAAGGCCUUGGUUAAUCUGAGUGUUGUGUUUAGUCCAAGAAAUCCGCUUAGAAAGCCAAUUGAAUCAAUGCGCGCCAUAUUUGGAAAUGAUUAUUACGUUUGCAGAUUUCAGGAAGUUGGAGAAGCUGAAAAAGAGCUUGCUAGUGUAGAUACUGCCUUAGUAAUAAAAAAGUAUCUAACAUAUCGUGAUCCCGGCUUGUUGUGUGUGCCUAAAGAAGUUGGAUUUGCAAUCGAUCCAAAUACUAAGAUAGCACUUCCCUCUUGGUUGUCUGAAGACGAUGUGAAUUAUUUUGCAACCAAGUUUAAACGCACGGGCUUCACUGGCGGGUUGAACUAUUAUCGAGCUAUAGACUUAAACUGGGAACUGACUGCCCCAUGGACGGGUGUUCAAAUUAAGGUGCCGGUCAAGUUUAUUGCAGGAGACCUGGAUUUGACUUAUAAUACACCUGGUGUGAAGGACUUUGUACACAAAGGGGGAUUUAAAAAAUAUGUUCCUUUCUUGCAAGAAGUUGUCAUAAUGGAGGGAGUUGCUCACUACAUUAACCAAGAAAAGGCGCAAGAAGUCAGUGAGCAUAUCCACGAUUUCAUCAAGAAGUUUUAAAUUACGCUAUAAGUGUCACUGUCUUCUGGUAUAAUCAUAAGUAAUCUUGUCGAAUAAUGGAUCAUUAGUGAUUUAAUUAUUAUUGACUUUCCAUCUUAGCUCAUGGAAACUGGAAA
Molecule: messenger RNA, 1073 nt
Organism: Erigeron canadensis
Lineage: Eukaryota; Viridiplantae; Streptophyta; Magnoliopsida; Asterales; Asteraceae
Product: epoxide hydrolase A-like
Exons: 3
Coding region: 1-957 (318 amino acids)
Molecular function (GO): hydrolase activity
Source: RefSeq, a predicted model, not a curated record